Molecule: messenger RNA, 3770 nt
Organism: Crotalus tigris (Tiger rattlesnake)
Lineage: Eukaryota; Metazoa; Chordata; Lepidosauria; Squamata; Viperidae
Gene: NEK11
Product: NIMA related kinase 11
Exons: 16
Coding region: 467-2257 (596 amino acids)
Biological process (GO): protein phosphorylation
Molecular function (GO): ATP binding; protein kinase activity
Source: RefSeq, a predicted model, not a curated record
AAGGCAGGUGUUGGUUGGGGGGAAGAGGAGAGGGAGGCUACGCGAAGGAUAUAACCCUCGCGUCCCUCUCAGUACGGGAUGGUACUGCUGGACAAAGUCAAUGAAUUGUUACUCGCAGUUGCUUUGCGAAAAUCCAUUUUUUUAUCCUGCGUAUCCCAAAGUGUUUUUAUUUGAUAUUUAGAUAUAUAUUGAUUCGCGAGGACCCUAAAUCAUCCCGAUUUUUUUUUAAUUGAACAGUUGCCUCUUCCAUGGAACUUUAUUGGCGGCACAGACAAUGAGUAUUGCAACAGUUUCACGCUUGGUGCUAUUGUUACAAAUUGCGAAUCCAUAGGGCUCAUUGAAAUUUGGGACCAAUUUGAUAAAAAAGCUAUUUUUUAAUAUUAGGUGAAUAAUCCUUCAUGAUCAAGAAAUUGUUCAUUUUGUAGAUUCAGUAUUAAUUAUUGAGCUACCUUGAUUCUAUGGAGUAAUGUUGAAAUUCCAGGAAGCAAUUAAGCAUGGUACAUCAUUUACACCUAUUUCUAUCCACUCAAAAACACUGAUUGCAGGAAGAUACAAUAUUUAUCAAAAACUUGGAUGUGGAAGUUUUGGAACAGUUUAUCUGAUUUCUGACAAGAAAACAAAAGAGGAAGAACAGUUGAAAGUUUUGAAAGAAAUCUCUGUGGGGAGUCUUAAGCCCAAUGAAACAGUUGAAGCAAAUUUGGAAGCACAAUUGUUGUCCAGGCUAGACCAUCCAGCCAUUGUUAAAUUCUAUACAAGUUUUGUUGAAGGAGGCAGUUUUUGCAUCAUUACUGAAUACUGUGAGGGUCGAGACCUUGACUUUAAAAUUCAAGAGUACAAAAGAAGUGGCAAAGUAUUUCCUGAAAGUCAAAUAGUGGAAUGGUUUAUACAGUUAUUACUAGGAGUAAACUAUCUACAUGAAAGGCGAAUACUUCAUCGAGAUUUGAAGGCUAAAAAUAUUUUUUUGAAAAAUAAUCUGGUUAAAAUUGGGGACUUUGGAGUUUCUCGCCUCUUGAUGGGAUCCUGCGAUUUAGCAACUACCUUUAUUGGGACACCUUUCUACAUGAGCCCAGAGGCAUUACAACACCAUGGUUAUGAUACAAAAUCAGACAUUUGGUCACUUGGAUGCAUUUUGUAUGAGAUGUGUUGUUUGAGUCACGCAUUUACUGGUCAUAGUUUUUUGUCCAUUGUUUUGAAAAUUGUAGAGAGCAAAACACCUUCUCUUCCAGACAAUUUUCCAAGAGAACUUGAUGCUAUCCUGCAUAGUAUGCUGAAUAAGAACCCUUCACUGAGGCCAUCAGCUGCAGAGAUUUUAAGAAGCUCAUACAUUGAUGAUCAAUUACAGAUUAUGAAAUAUAAGCACACAAAUGUGAUUACAAAGGAUUGGAAGUUUAAUUCUCAGGAAGAAGCUGAUCAUAUAAUAAGUGCUGUACAGAAAAAGGUACAUCUCCAAACUCUGAGGGCCAUAUCUGAAGUGCAGAAAAUGACACCACGUGAACGGAUGCGAUUGCGGAAAUUAAAUUUAGCUGAUCAAACAGCACAAAAGCUAAAACAGUUGGCUGAAGAAAAAUAUCAAGAAAAUCUUAAAAGAAUGCAAGAACUUAGAUCCCGUAAUUUUCACCAAAUUAAUAUAGAUGUACUUCAUGAAACUGAUCAAGACCGUUCAGAACACAUUAAAUCCCAGCCUGUCAUUGCACUGGACUAUUUUUCCAUAGGAUGCAGUAACGAAAGGAACAGUGAUACAGUAGCCAGACUGCGUGAAUCUGAUCCAACAGAGCAUGAGAUCCCAGAGGAUCCUCUUACUGCAGAAGAAUAUUAUAAUGAUACAUUUGAUUCCUGCUCAGAAACAAGUGAAGAAGCGGAUAAGGAACAGGAAGAAAUGAAUGCAUCACAGACAGACAGUGAUGUUGAAGCAAUGGUCAGAUACAUGGAGAACAUCAUAGAUACCAAUUCUGGAGGAACUAGAAGUUUCACUGAAGUGCCUCCUUUGGGAUCUGUGAGAUUGAGAGCUCUCAAUAAUACCAUGGCAACAACCAAGCUGAGACAUAUGAAGGAGACAGCCAUUCAAAAAUUGGGAGCAGAAAUUUUUGAAAAAGUAUAUGAAUUCCUCCAACAAGCAAGACAAAGGAAUGCAAGUGAAGAUGAAGUUAAAGAAUACCUUGGAAAAUUGGUAUCUCGGGCAAGUGACUGCUUUGAGGUAGAUCAGCUUCUUUAUUUUGAAGACCAGCUACAAGUCUCAGAAGAUAUUUUGGUGAGAUAGUGUAUCUGAGAAUGAAUUUUCUUGUAUUAUCUGAAACCACUAGAUUCAGUAGUUUUAAUUAGAAAUAAAUGCAUUGUAUGAUUAAUGAAUAACAUAGAAAUACUCUUUGGAAAAAGUGAUGCUAUAGAAUUACGUUUUUAUAUAAAAUCAAAAACAUUCUCUAAGUUCAAAUGAAGUUGGUGAGAACUUACAAAUUUCUAUACAACCAGUGUUGAUAUUUAGUUCUUAUUAUUUUUUUUUCUUUAACAAUUCCUACAUUAUUUUUUAUUUUAUUUUGCAUGGCUGAUUCCUUCAAAUGAAGAAAUAGCAUUCAGUAAUCUGAGUUUUGGCUGUGUUUCUAUAAGGGAGCAGUACAGGAAGUGGAAGGAUGGAGGAAAAAUAAAACAUUUUAUAAUUUUCAUCAUGCAAAGUGAGUGAACAGUUCGAUUAAUUGCAAUUAAUUGGAUUUCAGUUGUUAUAUACCUAGCAAACAUUUUCACUGUGGAAAAAGGGCUUUGAGAGUGAGGAUAAUUUUUUUCCUACUCCCACGACUUUGCAGCCUAUCUGCCUUUCUGCUGCUUACAAUGCAAAUAAAUAAAGUUCCUUGUAUUGAUGAUCUUUCCUUGUACUGAUGUCUUCAAACAAACAAAUCAUACCUAAAUAUGUGAAGAAAUUACAUUAAGUGUCUUCAGUCAAGGUUAACCCCUGGUAAUUUCAUGAACAUAGCCAUAUAUAUCCUUCUAGGCAAUGUUUUAGAAAUGGUUAGCUAUUGUUUUCUUCUUGGUCUAGCCUACAACCUUAUAUUCCCUGAUAGUCUCUCAUCCACUUUCUGUGUAGAUCCAACUCUGCUUAACUUUCAAGCCCAAAUAAGGUUAGCCAGGAUGUGCAAGCUGCUGAGGCAUGUAGAAAAAAGAAAACUAAUUUAGAAUGACAGCAUGUCUUGAAUAGGUAUUUCUUACAAUCUAAAGUAGUUUUGUUCAUCACACAGCCAAACUGUGGAUAGUUUUUAAAUAAGUACAUGAAUAUUACUUUUUUCACAAUUAAUACAUAGCAAUGCUCAGCCUAAAUGUUAAAUUGUGCAUACUGUGCUAAAUUCCUUAUAUCUUCAAAAGAGUUACCCUUAAAAGCAUUGCUCCUGAAAGUUUCCUUAUAUGCUUUGAGAUCAUGUGAAAUAAACUUAAUUGCUGUAGACACUGAUAACCUAUUGUACCCUCCAGGAUCAUAUAGUUAUUUCAGAGACACAUUCAUCAAUUCCUGGAGCUUUGACAUUAUAAUGUAAACAAUAGAAUAUUAUUUGAGUGAAUAAUAUAUCUUGCAGCAUUCAAACUUUCUAAAAUGUACUGUUGAUAAUGUUUAUAGUUUCAAAAUCAUUUUCAAGCCAUUCACUAUGUUUUCUAGGAAUAAUAUCAGGAAUGCAAUAUUUAUUAACAUAUUGGAUGAAAUGACACCCCAUAAUACUGGUAUUGUGUGUGUUUGUAUGUAUAUAUGUAUCUGUGUAUGUAUCCGCUAUCCAACAUAAACUAAGACCUCAGAA